AUGUCUCCUCGUUCGUUUCCUCGUGUUUUGCACGCCUUGGCUUUUGCGGGCGGCGCUCAUGCCAUCGUCAACUCCACCCAUCCUACUCUGCUUACCGACAUCGGCGAGAUCUCGAAGCAUUGGGGUCAGAUCUCUCCUUACAGCGACAAUGCCGCCGACGUCUUUGGCGUGGAAGACGUUGGCAUCCCUGAUGGUUGCCAAAUCGAGCAAGUUCACACCAUGCAACGUCAUGCUCACCGCUUGCCCAUUCACUGGGUUGAUGAUGGAAACAACAACUUGGACUUUGUGUACAAGCUGGGUAACUGGUCUGCUGCGUCUAACGCUACGGGCUCGUUCGCCGGCCCCCUGGUCUUUUUGAACAACUACCGCUAUUCUAUGCCAUCCCUUGGUCUUCUUACCGGCCAAGGUGCUGUCGAAGAGAUGAAGUCCGGAGUCUCUUUCUGGGACAAGUACGGUCGUACGCUGUAUGAUGCUGAAGUUGGCCAAUUGACCUACGACCCCAAAUAUCCCAACGGAACUGCACGCGACAAGCCCCUCCUACGCACAACUUCGCAGGCGCGCAUGUACAACAGUAUGCUGAACUGGGCGAUCGGGUUUUUUGGCCCUACUUUCAGAGCCGACCCAGACCAAUCCAUUCCGACGCUGGGCAACUGGACGGACAACUUCGACGUCCUGAUCAUUCCAGAGGGCGGUACUGAGAACAAUACCCUGGCCUCCUAUGACAGCUGCUUCAACGAUCUUGAAUCAGGUAUUGGCGACAUUGGAGACCUAGACGUUUUCAAGUAUCUCCCCGUCUACCUGCAGGACGCUACGAAACGGCUGCAACAGUACGCCCCUCAGGGAUUCACCUUCAACGUCAACAACACGUACGCCAUGCAGAUGAUCUGCGCCUACGAGAUGCAAUACAUCGGCCAGUCCGACUUCUGCGGCCUCUUCACCGCCGACGAAUGGACCGGCUUCGAGAACACGCUCGACAUCGCGUACUACUACGACUACGGCUUCGGCAACCCGACGGGCCGCGCCCAAGGCAUCGGCUACGUGCAGGAGCUUCUCGCCCGCCUGCAGAACCAAUACAUCACCUCGUCCAACUCGUCCGUCAACUCCACCAUCACCGACAACCCGGCCGACUUCCCGCUCGGCCGCCCCUUCUACGCCGACUUCUCGCACGACGACAUCAUCAUCUCCGUCCUGACGGCCAUGAGCGUCGACUAUUUCCGCGACGCCCCCUCGCUGACCGAAUACCCGCCCAACCCGGACCGCCACUUCAACCUGGCGCGCUUGACGCCCUUCGGCGCGCGCCUCAUCACCGAGGUCGUCGGCUGCAGCGCCGCCGACCCGCCCGCCGCGAGCGCGAAGCGCACCUUCUACACGCCCGGGCAGUACGGCUACGACGCGGCCACGGCCACGCACAAGUUCGUCCGCAUGCGCCUCAACGACGGCAUCGUGCCGCUGGACAGCAUCAGGGGCGGCGCCUGCGCGGGGCGGACGGACGGCCUGUGCGCGCUUGACAAGUUCGUCGAGAGCCAGGAGGACUCGUACGAGCUGAGCAACUAUGACUACGCGUGCUUCGGAAACUACACCCUCGACGACCCUACGAACGCUCAUGACUAUGAUGGAACUAUUAGUGAGCAAAACUGA
Diplodia corticola is the source of this 1638-nucleotide messenger RNA. Its product is annotated as phosphoglycerate mutase-like protein. The transcript has 2 exons. Gene Ontology annotation, molecular function: acid phosphatase activity. Bases 1 to 1638 code for a protein of 545 amino acids. NCBI's taxonomy places the organism in Eukaryota, Fungi, Ascomycota, Dothideomycetes, Botryosphaeriales, Botryosphaeriaceae. The record is from RefSeq and is a predicted model, not a curated record.